AUGUCGAAGAGGUUUGCUCAGUCGAACGAGGAUUCAAAAAUACCCGCCAAAAAAGCAGUGCAAGUGCCUGAUGAAUACAAAAUAGUCUUGAAAGUUUUGAAUCCUCAUAUUACAUGCCCAAUUUGCAAAGGGUACUUUGUUGAAGCAAUCACAAUAACUGAGUGCCUUCACACAUUUUGUAAGUCAUGCCUUUUGAAGCAUUUUGAAAAUGAGGACAACUGCUGCCCGAAGUGCAGUGGUUUGAUACAUCAGAGUCAUCCAUCACAUUACGUUAGUUUUGAUAGGACAAUGCAAGAGCUAGUGUACAAACUUGUUCCUGGACUGCAAGCAGCAGAAGAAGAAAGAAGAAAUGCUUAUGCACAGUCGACAUCUGGAACAUGUGUGAUCAAAAAAGAACCCGAGGAAGUGAAAAGCGAAGAAGUGCCGGAAUGUGGGGGAGAUGUGGUGAAAAAUCAUCACAGGAACGAUGACCAAGUUGUUAUACAACUGUGUACUGAUGAGGCUUCUGAAAUGGAUAACGCUGAAAUGCCUUUUGUGCGAUUAUCAGGAGACAUGAGUCGGUAUUCUGAAGUUGAUAUAUUUUGUAAUAAUGAACUGAUGGGAAGAGAUUUUUCCAUGAAGUUUAUAGAAAAAACAAGGUGGCGUAAUAAACCAAAAGACCUCCCUCUGCAGUUGUAUUUUAGGAAGCAUGUUGAUUUUUAA
Molecule: messenger RNA, 702 nt
Organism: Enterobius vermicularis (human pinworm)
Lineage: Eukaryota; Metazoa; Nematoda; Chromadorea; Rhabditida; Oxyuridae
Source: the annotation of a GenBank genome assembly